Molecule: messenger RNA, 1532 nt
Organism: Emiliania huxleyi CCMP1516
Lineage: Eukaryota; Haptophyta; Isochrysidales; Noelaerhabdaceae
Exons: 6
Coding region: 148-948 (266 amino acids)
Biological process (GO): regulation of cyclin-dependent protein serine/threonine kinase activity; mitotic cell cycle phase transition
Cellular component (GO): nucleus; centrosome; cytoplasm
Molecular function (GO): cyclin-dependent protein serine/threonine kinase regulator activity
Source: RefSeq, a predicted model, not a curated record
CUCAAGGACCCGGUCCGGGCGGGCAAGGUGGGCGGCAAGGGCUUGCCGGGCAAGUCGAGCUCGGCCUCCGCCGCGCGGGGCGUGUUCGACCGCUCCACCGAGGAUGCCGGGCGCUCGGCGCCCAAGUCGCCUGUCGACAAGGUCGACAUGCCAGACGUGCACAACCCGCAGGCGGUGAUCCCGUACCUGCACGACAUCCACCGCCACUACCGCGAAGCCGAGGCGAUCAACCUCGCCUCCGGCACCUACAUGAGCAAGCAGAACGACAUCAACGAGAAGAUGCGCGCCAUCCUCAUCGACUGGCUGAUUGAGGUGCACCUCAAGUUCAAGCUGAUGAUCGAGACCCUCUACCUGACGGUCAACCUGAUCGACCGCUUCCUCGAGAAGGAGACCAUCACGCGGAACAAGCUGCAGCUCGUCGGCGUCACCGCCAUGUUCCUCGCCUCCAAGUACGAGGAGAUCUACGCGCCCGAGUGCCGCGAUUUUGUCUACAUAUCAGACAAGGCGUACACGCGCGAGCAGAUUCUGGCCAUGGAGGGCGCGGUGCUCGCCAAGCUCAACUUCCAGCUGACCACGCCCAACACGUACGUGUUCCUCAAGCGGUUCAGCAAGGUGGCGGGCAUCAUCGCCACGCCGCGCUCCAAGACGGAGCUGCUCGCGAACAUGUUUGUCGAGCUGACACUGCAGGAGUACAAGUUUCUCAAGUACCUCCCGUCGAUGGUUGCCGCGUCCGCAGUCUACCUGGCCCUCAAGACGAUGGGCCAGCCCUGCUGGGGCCAGGAGCUCGCGGAGCACACCUCGUACACGGAGGCUGCCCUGCUGCCGUGCGUGCGCGACAUGAACCAGGUGCACAAGGACGCGCCGAAGAACAACCUGCAGGCCGUGCGCAAGAAGUACGCGCAGGAGAAGCACGGCGCCGUCUCCGGCAUCCCCCCCGCCAACUUGUGAGCACCUACUAGCGCGCGUGGACGCGGGCGAGCGUGGGCCGGUCGCGGCGAGUUAUGCGGGCGGACUUGGAGUCUUGCCUCGCACGGCGGCUUGCCUGCCCCUCGCAUGGUGGCCUGCCUGCCCCUCGCCCGCCCCCGGCUUGCGGCUGGCGUCACGAUGAGCGGCGUGAGAUGUACUCCGCCGGCUGCACUGCGUUUCCUGUCUGAUUGUCUCUCUGUGGCGUGCAACACUCCGGUGGAUGGCUCCGGUGGCGCCGCUGUCACUCUCUCUGCAACUCCGCAUGCAUGGCUGCAUGCGACGGACGGUACUCUGUGUUUUGCGUGUGCGAGCGCGCUGCUCGCCCGCGCGUGCCUUGUCGCUCUAGCACUCCUUCCCCUCCCGCUCCCCACACACACUCUUUGUGCGCCAUGGUUUGCGUCGUCAGUGUCGUGGAGUGUGUGUUGGCUCUCUCGCUCGUGCACCUGCUGAGUGCUGUCUGCGCGGGCCGAGCGCCGGAGUAGGGGGAGCAGGGGGCCGAGGUGUUCGCAGCCUCUGACAGCUCUCAGUGUCAUUAUUAGCUUGACUCCGGCGGAGAACUACUUUGC